GGAAUGGCGCGAGAAUGUAGCGAAAAGUUGCGAGCUGUUCGUUCGAAAAAGUUAAAAUGAAUCGGCUGCAGUUUUGAGCUUUAAUUUAAGAGUUUUAACUUUCUCCGCAGCCGAGCGAAAAUCCAAUUUCAAAGUCUGAUUUGAGGUUAUUUGCAACUCUUACUGACGAACAGUGUCAAUUUUGUGUUUUCAAAAAUCUAAGUUUACCGCAUUGCACCCGAAAUGAACAAAUAUACUACGAGGCACAGCGUGCGUGAAAAACGAAUAUACACUUGGCAAGGGAGGCCUGCUCGUGUAAACCGUAAAUUGCAGGAUUUGGUUUAUGAAGCCAUUCAGGUAGAAUAUGAAGGAACUUCCAAUAUUCAGUGCAUCAAAAUUGAAGAUUUUGUUUUAAUCAUGAGUGAUGAUGAGGAUCGUCCAUAUGUGGCAAAGUUGCUAAAAUUAUUUGAGGAAGGUGCACAGCAGCCUCCUGUGAAGCAUGCUCUUGUCCAGUGGUUUGUUCGUAUCGAGGAGAUACCCAAACCAAAGCAGAAACUAUUGGGGAGAGAAGCCCAUCCCAAUGAGAUCUUCUUGUAUGAAGUCGCUGACUGUGAUAAUCAGAUCAGUGCUGAAACCCUUCUUAAGCAAGUAAAGGUAUGCCAGAUUGCUCCAGAUGACCCAUUUCCUCCAUCCAAUCCUGGUGAGGAUAUUUUCUUUGUUAAGCUGAAGUGGGAUGGAAAGAAUUUUGACGAGCUACCUAGAGGUGAAUUCCCGGCCACCUAUUCUUUUGAGCCUAUUCGUAAUAAUAAAAACCUGGAUUCCUUGCCCGGCCGCACGCAGAAGUCUUUCCCGAGUCGUAUGGAUGUUAAUAAUGAGCCUAAAGGUGAUACGGUGAUGAAGACUACUGAGUACACUUCACAAAGUAAGAAGAGUACGAAAAGCAGUAGCUCCACGGAUAUGAAGAAUCUUUUGCAAAAUGGUCUUAAAAAUUUUUCAAAAAGAACAGAGAGAGAUAUUUUGUCUGAACUCCUUGAUGAUGACGAUGACAACGAUGAAGAUGAUUGUCCGAGGAAAUGUCAUGGGGCGGAAAUGAAGCCUCGAGUUGCAAAGCGCAGAGUAGAUUUCAGUUGCAUUUCAGAUAAUCCUCAAUCGCCUUCUAAAAGGUUACAGAGUCAGUCGAAAAAUAUUGUCCUUUCACCUUUUGUAAUGGUUGAAAAGGUAAUGGAUAAUCAAUUGUCUCCUCUUCAAACUUCAAAAACGAAACAGCAGCAUUCAAGUCCUCCCAGAAUUAAUGGAGAAAUCAUUGAUAGUUGCAGGUCAAAGAGAAUGAAAAGCCAAAUGGAAAAUAUUGGAGAGACUCCAAGGCUUCGUAGAAAGUCUGUAAGCCAGCGUACAGUUUUUCAUGCGGAUAACUUUGAGAUUGAUAAGGAUGGUGAAGAGUCUUCUGAAGAUGAAUUUAUUCCAGACAAUGAGAAAGGCAGUGGAAGUAGCAGUGAGAAUGAGCAGCAAGAUGAUGACGAUUCUGUGUCCAUUAGGAAGUCUGUAAGGAGAACACCAAAGUGGAAAACAAAAGUGCCUGGAUCAAGAACACCGAGAACCCCAAGGACACCUAGGCAGCCUACUCCCCAUAUUCCUCGGAGAACCCAACUGGCUAAGGAGCCUGUCAGUGUAUUAGAAGAAGCCAGGGCGAGAUUGCACGUGUCUGCAGUUCCGGAGUCCCUACCCUGUAGAGAACAAGAGUUUCAAGACAUUUACAACUUUGUGGAGAGCAAAGUCAUUGAUGGUACUGGAGGAUGUAUGUAUAUAUCAGGAGUGCCAGGCACAGGAAAAACCGCAACAGUACAUGAGGUGAUGAGGUGCCUACAGCAGGCAGUGAAGCAGGAAAACCUCCCAUCCUUCCAGUUUAUAGAAAUCAAUGGAAUGAAGCUUACAGAUCCUCACCAAUGCUACGUUCAGAUAUUGAAGUUAUUGACAGGACAGAAGGCCACUGCAGACCAUGCGGCUACGUUACUGGAGAAGCGAUUUGGUACGCCAGCUUCGAAGAGGGAGUCCACGGUAUUACUGGUUGACGAGCUUGAUCUUUUAUGGACCCGGAAGCAAAAUGUUAUGUACAAUCUGUUUGACUGGCCCACACGAAAACAGGCAAAAUUAGUUGUUUUGGCAAUAGCUAAUACGAUGGAUCUUCCAGAGAGGAUCAUGAUGAACCGGGUGGCAAGCAGGCUGGGACUGACCAGAAUGUCCUUCCAACCAUACACCUACAAACAGUUGCAGCAAAUCAUUUCUUCCAGACUCAACCGAUUAAAGGCUUUUGAGAACGAUGCAAUUCAGCUGGUAGCCAGAAAGGUAGCGGCUCUCUCUGGUGAUGCAAGGCGUGCUCUGGACAUUUGCAGAAGAGCUGCUGAGAUAUGUGAAUACUCACUGAGUCAGAAAGCUGCAUCCAGCCUUGUAGGAAUGCCUCAUGUAUUACAAGCCCUUGAUGAAAUGUUUUCCUCUCCAUAUAUAACUGCUAUAAGGAAUGCAUCUGUUCAGGAACAAAUUUUUAUGAAGGCAGUGCUUGCUGAAUUCCAAAGGCUCGGUCUGGAAGAAGCAACAUUUCAGCAGAUUUACCAGCAGCAUAUUGGACUGUGUAGAAUAGAAGGUCUGCAGCCGCCAACAGUUUCUGAAACAAUGCUGGUUUGUACAAGACUUGGAGCUUGUCGGCUGCUUCUUGUUGAAUCCAGUAAAAAUGAUCUUCACCUGCGAGUUCGAUUGAAUGUUAGUCAUGAUGAUGUAAUGUAUGCUUUAAAAGAAGACUAAUUUGUAAAUAUUAUGCAAUGUGGAAAAUUCAGAAUGCUGAAAUGUAUGUUACUAUUUUAACUCUUAAUAUUAAUUUUUUUAACAAAAUUAGGUUUUCAAAGUUUUUACUAAUUUAUUUUGAGCAGUUCUUAUAAUAAAGAAAUAGCAACUAUGAUUAUUCAAUAAAUAAGGCUGCAAAUAUUAAAGCUUUCAGACAAAAAUGUAACUCAGUUCAUCGUGUUUACUUGUAAUGUGCAUUAUCCUUUAACCAAGCAAUUGUGACUUGUUCCUGAGUUAAUACUGCAUGAAAACAGUAUAGUCUUGUUGGUUAUUUAAUUUUUCCCCUAGCUAU
Molecule: messenger RNA, 3106 nt
Organism: Mobula hypostoma (lesser devil ray)
Lineage: Eukaryota; Metazoa; Chordata; Chondrichthyes; Myliobatiformes; Myliobatidae
Gene: orc1
Product: origin recognition complex, subunit 1
Exons: 16
Coding region: 223-2775 (850 amino acids)
Biological process (GO): DNA replication initiation; mitotic DNA replication checkpoint signaling
Cellular component (GO): nuclear origin of replication recognition complex
Molecular function (GO): chromatin binding; ATP binding; DNA replication origin binding
Source: RefSeq, a predicted model, not a curated record